Molecule: messenger RNA, 3806 nt
Organism: Girardinichthys multiradiatus
Lineage: Eukaryota; Metazoa; Chordata; Actinopteri; Cyprinodontiformes; Goodeidae
Gene: rabgef1
Product: RAB guanine nucleotide exchange factor (GEF) 1
Exons: 9
Coding region: 120-1634 (504 amino acids)
Biological process (GO): vesicle-mediated transport
Cellular component (GO): endocytic vesicle; cytosol
Molecular function (GO): guanyl-nucleotide exchange factor activity; zinc ion binding; DNA binding
Source: RefSeq, a predicted model, not a curated record
AACGUGAUUGCGUCACUGUCCGCAUCAUCGAAGCGUGCCCCUGUCAUCGGACAGGGACGCAGAGGAGCUGGUUUGUUCCUGCUUCUCGUCGGUGAAAACAUAACAGGUCAUCCAGCAUUAUGAGUCAGCGGACGGAGCGACGGGGCAUACACGUGGACCAAUCAGACCUGCUGUGCAAAAAGGGAUGCGGCUACUAUGGAAACGCAGCAUGGCAGGGCUUGUGCUCCAAGUGCUGGAGGGAGGAGUAUCAGCGGGUGCGGCAGAAGCAAAUCCAGGACGACUGGGCCUUGGCAGAAAAGUUGCAGAGAGAAGAGGAGGAGGCGUAUGCCAGCAGUCACGCAGUGCAUUCCCAGUCGCCUGCAGGACACGCCUCCCUCGCCCCCUUCUCCAAGUUUGAGGAGAAGAAAACCAACGAGAAGACCCGGAAAGUGACAACCGUUAAGAAGUUCUUCAGCCCUUCAUCGCGAACUGCUUCCAAGAAAGAAACUCAGGAUGGAAAGACGCCGAGUCCAUCGAUUAGCCGCCACGCAAGCUUCGAUACAGACCAAGUGUCCAAAGACUUUGUGGAGUUUUUGAAGAACCUUCAUAAACCGGGCCGAGAGAUCCAUAAGCAGUGCCGGGCCUUCCUUGUGAACAUGUCGAGCAAGAAGGACCUGAGUGCAGAUGAGCUCUCAGAGUGUGUCCAGGAUUUCUACCAGAGCUUGGCUGACCGCUUGAUGAGUCACUUUAAAGGCUCCUCAGAAUCGGUGGAGCAGGUGAUGGACCAGGUGGAAAAGUACAUCAUGACCCGUCUGUAUAAGAGCGUCUUCUGUCCAGAAACAACUGACGAUGAGAAGAAGGACCUGUCCACACAGAAUAGAAUAAGGGCUUUGCACUGGGUGACCAUCCAGAUGUUGUGUGUGUCCAUGGAUGAAGAAAUCCCUGAAGUCUCAGAGAAUGUGGUCAAAGCUAUAACAGACAUCAUUGAGAUGGACUCUAAGAGGGUACCCCGGGACAAACUUGUCUGCAUCACACGUUGCAGUAAACACAUCUUCAGUGCCAUCAGGAUCACUAAAAAUGAGCCGGCCUCUGCGGAUGACUUUCUUCCUGCGCUCAUUUACAUCGUGCUCAAAGCUAACCCUCCACGGCUUCAGUCCAACAUCCAGUACAUCACCCGUUUCUGCAACCCCAGCAGGCUGAUGACCGGAGAGGACGGAUACUACUUCACCAACCUGUGCUGUGCAGUGGCCUUCAUUGAGAAGCUAGACGCUCAGUCUCUCAACCUCUCUCCAGAGGAGUUUGAGCGCUACAUGUCGGGUCAAGCUUCCCCCCGAUUUAACAGCUCCGAGGGCGAUUGGGUGGACGGUACUCAAGGAGUCGGCGUGACCGUCACCAAUCCCGUCCUGGCCCAGCUCAACCACAAUCUGGAACUGCUGUCAGGUCUCUGCAGACAGCAGGAGGCAGUGAUGGAGGCUGCUCAGAGCCUCCAGGCAGACCUGCUCUCCUGGUCUGAGGGCGUUCAGCGGGAGGUGCACGGCAUCCUGGAGAAAUAUCCUCUGGAGAUUAAGUCUUCCAAGGUUUCCGCCAUUGAUGCCAAUAACGUGGACAAUGAAAACCUUCCGUCACCCAUUAAGCCACAGGUGUUUGCUGGUUAGAGGAGUUGGCAGAAGAUGGCGAAACAUUUCACUUUUAGUUGGGGUGCACCUUAUUACCUUCUCCUGUCUGCUGAGAUCUCAGCUCUGUGAUGAGUCUGAUCUGCACCUUAGAAACCAGCUAAUACCAACAUUUAAAUUUGAAACGGGUUCAGUCAGUGCAUGUUAUCCACGUUGACAUAUUUCAUCUACAUUUAGAUUGUCAUGUAACUUUAAGUUUAGCAGUUUGACCAAUAUGAGAUUUAUACCCAAUAGAGAGUGAGUCUAGAAUGGAGAAAAGUUUCAAUAAUGAGGCUCAUUCAUCAGUAUUUGAGUACAAAACCACACUAGCUGAUGCACAAUAUUUCGUUUUUUAAUGUUUUUUUAAGUUUUAGGAAAUUGCUACGGUACAAAUACUUAGUCUUAACAAACUGAACUUUGAUGUAAGCAUUCGAGCCAAGCAGCUUAAGCAGUAACUCAGAACAUUAACUCAAAAAUACAAGCUAACGGGUUUGUAUGUUCUAAUGUAAAAUAACCAAUGCAUGAACGUUGACUGCUCCUAACACUUUCUUUAUCACCUUUUGUGUCUUUAAAUUUCAUUUUUAUGCUGUUUUAGUCAUUUUAUUUCUCUUAUAGUACUGAUAUCAUCUAAUCAAAUUUCCAAGUCCCUUAAAGCUGUUAGGGUGGCCUCUGUAAUGUCUUUUCAUGUUGCGUUUUGACAUUUUUGUUCCACAGGGCUCCUAUCUAGGCCUGAAAAGUUCAGAAAAAUAUGGAAUUUGAUUUAACUGUUUUCCAGGUCUGAUCGGUUAUUUAAAAAAAGUUAAAAAAGAGUGAGAAAUUUUUUUUAUAUUUCCAAACUUUAUUCCUUUGCAAUUAAAUGUACCAAAUUUCCAAAAUGAGUUGGUCUAAACAGAUCCUGGUUAUCAUCAGGUCGGCUGUUAAGGUUAAUACUUUAGGCAUAUCUAUCUUGGAAACCAUACUGCACAUACUUGUUGCAUUGACAGAGCAGAGAAGUGUUCAUUCCUGUCUUAUUCAUUUCUUUACUUCCAGUCUUUGGAUUUUAACGGUGCUUUCCGUUCCCAUAUUUAAAGUCUAACAACCGUAGAAGCAUCCAGAGUUCAUUUAAACUGAACUUUUGUAUUUAAGCGUUAAAUUGGACAAAAAUUUACCGAUAAAUCACUCAAUUCUGAGUCUGGAAGAAUAUGGAUUUAUGAAAUGAAAAAUGCAUAGGAACCCUGGUUACAGGUACGGUACCAACACCUCUUGUUCAGCAAAGCAGGCUAAAAGAGCUCGUAUAAACACCCGUGUGUGUUUUUGUACGUUUUUAUCCGAGGUCAGUUUGACUUGUGAGUAAUACCAACAUGAACUCAUUUCUCAUGCAAAAAUAUUGCAGCUGCAACGAGUUACAUGAAAGCAGAACCACUCCAUUACUAAACGUUUUUAUAUUUUAGUUUAAGAAUAAUCUACAUGUCAGCAGCCUUGAAACAGACCACUAGAAAUAAACCAGUAAACUCAAAUAACAAAACAUUGCAUUAUAUAUUUAAAGAAUCUUUUUUUAGUACUUUCUAAUGCAUAAUGUAAACUUAGGCCAAUGUUGUUUGAUUGCCAAUUAAACUACAGUCGUUAUUGUUUUGGUUAAUUUAAGAAUCAUUUCACUGUUGUCUUAUUAAAUAAGAUUGUUGUUUUAAAUUCACUGAUAUCCUUUACUGAAACCCUUAUUUACAGAAUUUUUAAAUGAGGGUUUUCUUUUAUUUUUUAAAUUUAUCUAUGCCAUUUAACCUUUUCAUUGGAAGCAGAAAAUUCACUGCUGACAAUAGACCAGACUUACUGUAGACGUAAUGUUUGUUAAAACCUACAGUACCUCACUGUUUUAGGAAAAUUGAAUGUUUAAAAACAGAGAUAAUAUAUUCAUUUGUGACUUUUUAUGAGCGUCAAAUAAGUGUUUUAAAGAAAAGAGCCUAAAAAUCUUUUUAGUAAACUUUAUGGCACUAACCGUAACUGACACUGACUGAUUUAAAUCCUAGAUGAAAAUGUGUUGUGUAAAUUUAAUAAAUAUAUAUUAUCAGUUUAAAGCAUGAUUUUGCUUCCAUGGUAUCACAGAAAGGGUAAUUAUUGUUUAAAUAUUGGUUUAAAAUGUAAUGAGUGGUCAAAACGUUUUUGUUUUGGUGAAAUAAAAAGAGUCGUUAAUGCACAAAA